UUAAAGACGCUAGAUGGCGGGUUGGUACUUCAUUGAUACUGCUCAAGCUCACGAAUGACAAGGCAUGGAAGUGAUUGGGGAUUUUUAUGCGUAUCAGACAUCUAUAUAGCUGGUUAAAAUAUCGAUUGGCGGUUAGUUUAACACGAUGUCUCAGUAUGUGGCACCGAUUCUUGUGUUAAAUCUCGGCUCAGAAAUGAUAUUCGUGAUUGCUCAACGACUGCAAGCUCAAAAUAUACCUCAUGAACGGGCCACACUAGUUUUGGAAGAAAUCAUAUCUGUUUUGAUAUCAAAACCGCUCAUAGUAGACCUGAUGAAACCUCAGACAACUCACGACCACAACAGCGUGCGUGCGAUAAUAGAGGACGUCACGCAAUCAUCAGCGAUGAGACUGGACCCCAUAAGUAUGGGGAAGCUAUGGGAUCUCAUAACCAUGGUGUUUAAAUGGCAAGUGUCCAUGUCUGACAAUUUAAUAGGAAUCACUUUAAGACAUCUCUAUGAAAUAGAGAGCUACAUCAUCAAUCCAGAUACUCAUCAGCAACUGCUCAGGGUCCAAAAUUUGGUUGAAAACUUCAAUAAGAUUUUGGAUCAAAAGGAAAAAACUGCCCUGCAUGAAGAUGUACUUUUUUGGCUCAAGAAUUAUAAUGUUAGGGUUUCUCUCCUGCUGAGAAUGGGGUUGCAGAAUAUGGACGGGAAUUUUGUAGUUAACAAUCUAGAUCCUAUUGCUGAAGAAAUGCUUAGGAAUUUGGGUAAGUAA
This is a messenger RNA of Anoplophora glabripennis (Asian longhorned beetle), 754 nucleotides long. Its product is annotated as protein OSCP1-like. The transcript is spliced from 2 exons. Gene Ontology annotation, biological process: transport. The record is from RefSeq and is a predicted model, not a curated record. NCBI's taxonomy places the organism in Eukaryota, Metazoa, Arthropoda, Insecta, Coleoptera, Cerambycidae. Gene Ontology annotation, cellular component: plasma membrane; cytoplasm. The coding region runs from base 146 to 754 and encodes 202 amino acids.